GAAUUCAAACCGAACAACAAACCCUCAAUAACAACGUACCCGGUACCAAUUGUAUUCAAAUCCCAAGUCCGUGAUAGUCACAUUUAACUUACACAAACUCCGAUUCGUGCAUUCCCGCCAUUUCCCAUUUGCCCUUAGCUUCUCCCUUCCAAGUGAAGUUUCGCUCCUGCAUUUUACUCGCUUUCCUGCUUAACCUACGGUGCCACAAAUGGAGGCGUCCUUUGCACAUGAUCGAGAUGGUAACGAGCAAUCGCAGAUAAGAUCAUCUAUGCCUGAAUUGUCAGAAGAGGAAGAGUCCACGGUUUAUAUGGCAUGUGUUAUGCACGGACACAGGAUUGGAGUUUCCUAUUAUGAUGCCAGUGCACGCCAACUCCAUGUGCUGGAAAUCUGGGAAGAUGGAAGUCAUGAUUUUUCCUUGGUUGAUAUGGUUAAAUAUCAGGCUAAACCUGGAACAAUCUAUACCAGUACUAAAAGUGAGGAAUCAUUUUUGGCAGCCUUACAGAGAAGUGAUGGUACAAGUGACGCUCCUUCUGUAAAGCUUGUGAAAAGUUCAUUAUUCAGCCAUGAGCAAGCAUGGCACAGGCUGUUUUUGGAUCACAGAUUGAUGUACCUUCAAGUCACAGGGAUGGAUGGUGGUUUGAACGUAAAAGAGAGAACUGCUUUUCUAAGUUCUAUGAUGGACGUCAGCAGUGAUGUUCAAGUUCGUGCAAGUGGGGGCUUGUUAGCUGUGCUGGAAAAUGAGCGGAUCAUAGACACCCUUGAACUAAAUGAAUGUGGGAGCUCAUCAAUUGCCAUUGACUGCAUUUGUGAAAUUUCUCUUGACAAAUUUCUCAAAGUUGAUUCAGCUGCUCAUGAAGCAUUACAAAUAUUCCAAAUAGACAAGCAUCCUAGCCAUAUGGGGAUAGGCAGAGCAAAAGAAGGGUUCUCUGUAUUUGGGAUGAUGAAUAAGUGUGUAACCCCAAUGGGUAGACGUCUGUUGAGGAACUGGUUUCUGAGGCCUAUAUUGGAUCUUGAUAACCUGAAUCGUCGUCUUGAUACUAUAUCUUUCUUCCUGUCUGCUGAAGAAAUUUCGGUCUCCUUACGUGAAACACUGAAGUCUGUAAAAGAUAUUCCCUGCAUUCUCAAGAAAUUCAACUCUCCAAGUUCUAUAUCCACAAGUGCAGACUGGGCAGCUUUUCUGAAGAGUGUAUGUGCUCUCCUGCAUAUCAGCAAAAUAUUUGAAGUUGGCAUUUCUGGAUCUUUGCUAAACGAACUGAAGUCUUUGGACUUGGAUAUUAUUGAGAGGGCUGCAUUUUUCAUUUCAGUCGAUCUAGCCUAUGUCUGUGAAUUGGUAAUUGGUGUUAUUGAUGUUGAUAGAAGUAAAGAGAAGGGUUAUGAGACAAUAGUAAAAGAGGGUUUCUGUGAUGAGCUGGAUGAACUGAAGCAGAUAUAUGAGGGAUUGCCAGAAUUUCUGGAAGAGGUUUCGGCCUUGGAACUUGCACGACUUCCUUGCAUGUAUGAAGAUAAGGGGGUUCCUUCUAUCAUUUACAUACAUCAGAUAGGUUACUUAAUGUGCAUUUUCAAUGAAAAACUCGGUGAAGAAAUGCUAGAGAGUCUUCAGGAUUAUGAGUUUGCAGUAUGUCAUUGUAUGAUUUAUAAAGCAGUGUAUGGAAUCACUAGACGUCUGCUGAUCUAUAUCAGUAAUGGGUUAUCAAAUGUUCAGUUUGCUGAUGAGGAGGGAGAACAUAGGAGGUUCUUUUAUCAUACUGCAAAGACAAAAGAAUUGGAUAACCUUCUCGGAGAUAUAUAUCAUAAAAUCCUGGAUAUGGAGAGAGCUAUAACAAGAGACCUAGUGUCACAUAUUCUUCAAUUCUCAGUGCAUGUACACAAGGCUGUUAGUUUUGCAGCUGAGCUUGACUGCAUUUUAGCGUUAGCCUUGGUUGCACGUCAGAACAACUAUGUAAGGCCAAAUUUGACUGCAGAAGAUUUGCUUGAUAUAAGGAGUGGAAGACAUGUUUUGCAGGAGAUGACUGUAGACUCAUUUAUUCCCAAUGACACAAAUAUUACUCGUGAAGGAAGAAUAAAUAUCAUCACAGGACCUAAUUAUUCGGGAAAAAGCAUCUACAUCAAGCAGGUUGCCUUGAUAGUUUUCCUUUCCCACAUUGGAAGUUAUGUACCGGCAGAUGCUGCCACAGUGGGUUUAACUGACAGGAUAUUUUGUGCCAUGGGGAGUAAAUUUAUGACUGCAGAGCAUUCGACAUUUAUGAUUGAUCUCCAUCAAGUGGGAAUUAUGUUAAGGCAUGCAAGUCCUCGGUCUUUAUGCUUAAUGGAUGAGUUUGGUAAAGGUACCCUUACAGAAGAUGGUAUCGGCCUCUUUGGUGGAACCAUAAAUCACUUUGUAUCAUGCUAUGAGCCUCCAAAGGUCCUGGUUUGUACUCAUUUGACGGAGAUAUUUGAUAAUAGCUGUUUACUGGAGUCAGACAGAAUCAAGUGUUACACUAUGAGUGUGCUAAGCCCGGAUAAAGAUUGUGCCGAUGUUGAAGACAUUGUAUUUCUCUAUAGGUUGGUCCCUGGACGUGCACUCCUUAGCUAUGGGUUGCAUUGUGCCCAGCUAGCUGGAUUACCUCAUGAAGUUAUAACACGAGCAGCAUUAAUAUUGGAUACUCUCACGAAUGACAACCAAGUUGAGAGACUUGGCAGUGAGAACAUAAUAGCUCAGGAUCAGCAGUAUAAGGUAGAAUUUCAUUUUUCAACAAUAGUUGAAUCAAUUUUCAAGCCAUCAUUUGCAAAUUGGAUGCAGGAUGCAGUGGAGAAGUUGCUAGCCUUCGAUUCUCAAAAAGGUGAUCUGCUCCACUUCUUUGAAGAGAUCCUUUCUAGCCAAUCCUAAAAGGGAGGGGUAUCAUACUCCUUUGAAUUGUCCUUCACAUUCAGUUGUGACUCAGAUAUAUUUUAUCAAUAAUGCAACUGUAUACGUGAGACUUUUCGCGGGACUCAUAACGUGUAAGGCAGAGUCGGUAUCUUUUCUCUCAAGUCGCUUUGAGCUAUGGAAGACAAAGAAAUUAGCUAAUUUGGUAAAGGAGACUAAUGUCGUCAGCAUGGCUCUCGUUUAGUGUUUUGUAUAAUGGUUAUCUCAAAUGCCACUUGUGGACCCUUGAAAGAUUAUUCAAAUUGAGAAUUGGGUAGCGUUUAGCGGAAACCUCUUUACCUGCCAUGCCAAGGUAGGAGUUAGGGUUUGCACACACUCUACCUGCCCUAGACCUCACUUGUGGAACUACAUUUGCUAUAUAGUUGUUGGAAUUGGGUAGCUACCGGAAGUGAGUUAAUGUGACAAUAAAAAGUGUUUUAAUGUUUAACUGUGUUGAGGGAUGACAAUGGUUAUAAAUUUCUGAAGAAACAUCUUUAUUUUCUAAACUA
This is a messenger RNA of Solanum dulcamara, 3393 nucleotides long. RefSeq names its product DNA mismatch repair protein MSH5. The transcript has 33 exons. Lineage: Eukaryota; Viridiplantae; Streptophyta; Magnoliopsida; Solanales; Solanaceae. Gene Ontology annotation, molecular function: mismatched DNA binding; ATP-dependent DNA damage sensor activity; ATP binding. Gene Ontology annotation, biological process: chiasma assembly; mismatch repair. The record is from RefSeq and is a predicted model, not a curated record. The coding region runs from base 209 to 2866 and encodes 885 amino acids. Gene Ontology annotation, cellular component: nucleus.